GCGAGCGCGGUCGCCGCCGGCGCGUGGAAGCAACUCCGGUGAAUAAUUCUAGAGUUCCGGUGCCGGCCUUCGGAAAAGUUGCGAGAGUAGAGGUCCGUGCAGUCCGCUCGCGGCUUUAGUCCGGCGGACGCUAAACGUCGCCGGGUCGUCGCCGAGAAGCGAAGCGGCCCACGAGGUAUAACCGGCUUCGUUUGGGAGGAGAAGAUCCCGGUUGGCUGACGUUGUCCCUCCGAAAGGACGAUAGGUCGACGGUAAUCGCGAAUAAUCGAGAACGUCGCUCGCCGUUCACUCGCGAGAUUCAGGCGCCCUUUGAACGCCCUACGAACACUCGCCGCUCUGCGUCGAGGUGGAGACGGCGAGCAGCGAUCGACGUCUCGUUGAUCCAAUUAGUGGCAAAUUUUACGGAGCCGGUCUUCCCGACCGGAAGCCGAUAGGAGCCUCUCUCGUGUGGCUCGAAUAAUAUUAAUGAUGAGUCGUAGAGAUUGUCGAGAGCCCGUCUGCGACACGAACGCAGCGGACCAAGCGGCCCGACCUGAGGAAAAGUGGAUCAGAGGCACGGAUGCGUUACAAAUGCCCCACGAUUAAUACGAAUACUCGGCAGACGUCUCGACACAUCUCGGCGAGCAACGCCGUCGAAAAUCCCAUUUACCGUACGACUAAUGAUCGCGCGAUCAGGCGCGGCGGCACGAGACGAGUCCUGACGGUUAUCGGCCGACAUCCAACCUGCCCGGAGCAACACAAUGACACGCGCGUCUCACGCGCGAGCAGAUCCGCCGACGGGUGUCCGCGAAGCCGAGCGGUCGGCCAGGCGGCAGCCUCGGCUCUACGUCUGAGGUCCGAUUUGGCCACCCCCGAGGAUCCCCCCGAGCGAUCUAACCGGUCGUGAUGCGAAAUCGAUCGUGCUCGGGGGGAAAGAGGAGAGCAGGCUCGCAUCCGACUGGGCUUUCCCGACGAGAGGCGUCUCCGGAAACGGCAGAAUCCUUUUCGAGACGAUCAACGGCGAUCUCGGGGCAGCACGGGCGAUCGGGAUUCUCUCGAUCUUGGCGGGCGAUAACGGUCGAUAGUAGCACGCGCAACGCGUUAUUAUCGUCGAUCUCGAUCCAUUCCGGGAUCCGCUCUGGGCGAGCCUGACGGGGCAAUCGAGAGACAAAGAGCGGAAAGGCAGGGGGAAUAAUUAAUCUCAGUGGUGCUAAUUAGCCGCGACCCAAUGCAAUCUGUAAGCGGCGAGAAGACGCGAUUAGAAACGGCAUCGGCGGGCGGGACGACGCAAAGGAUAAUGCACAGGGUAGCGGUGAUGGCCGCGGUGCAGAAGGCCCAUCAUAACAGCAGCAACGCUUACGGGGAUGCGAGUAACGCCCCGCCGGAGCAUAACGGCUCCUCGUCGACCAGCAGGAGCGGCCGCUUCGACGCGGAUCUGCACGGCAAUGUUAACAUCCUUCUCGGUGGCGCCAUGAUCAGCGGUGUGAUCAUGAUGGUGGUGCUCAUAUGCUAUUGCUGCCACAAAAACGUCCGGAAGCAUCGACCGCAGGAAUAUUCGCAGUACUGGAGGGCCGAGCCGGACAUUCACAGUCUCGAAGUCUUCACCAUGGACACGCACUGCAUCGAGAGAUCGGCAACAUCUCAGCAUCAUCCGGAGGAGGGAGUGCUCGCGUCUCUUUCGCAAUGUCCCGUGACUUCGGGCCCGCCGCCGGCCUACGAAAGCCUCAUCUUCGACCCGCGGGCACUGCCCUCGCCGACCGACAAGAAGGACGAGUCUGACGAUCCCGGCAGCAUUAUCUCGCCCCCGAUAAGCAGCUUGCCCACCGAGUCGGAGGCCAACAGGAUCAACAAGCGGGAGGAUAUCCCGAGGGACGAUCAGGGUUUACCUUCUUACGAAGCCGCCCUAAAAUUAGAAGCUGACGGCUACGUUUAAGGGGGCGGAUAAGAGCCGCCGGAACUACUUCGAUCGCGGAUCUCCCGCCGUGAAAAUUUCCACGGCCAGAUAAAAUGUCAAGGAUACCACGGCGGGAUUCCAUAAUCGACGAGGUGACCGAGUCGGCUGUGGACGAUAGCUGAUGUCUAAUAUCACGAGAGCCUCUGCGAGAGAACGUCGUCGCCCGAAACGGCGCGUGGAGCCGAGAUUGAUUCUUAAUCGAGGAAGAAGAUGGAAGAGAUAGAGGAGCCGGGCAAAUUUUCCACGUAGAUUUGUGAACCAAAGACAAUGGUGCGACGAGAAAUUUCUCGCGAGUUUUUAACGAAUGUUAACCCUUAGACUGUCGGAAAAGCCACUUUUGUGGCUCAAAUCUCGCGAUUCUGCGUAUGUUAUUUCUAUACGUAAAUUUUUUGGGGAAAAAAAGAACGCUAUUCUAUUGAAAAAAUGCCGGCAGUCUGAAGGUUAAGAAGCUACUUUUCUCCGCGCUUGAAUUAAGAUGCGAGAUAACUUUAAUCAAAGAAACGAGAAGAGAGGAAGGAGUGUUUAAAUGAGAUUUAUUUUUGGAGUCAAUGUGAAAGAUAUAAGAAAAGAGAGGCAGACAUUGCGUUACGUUAAGGAUAUUCUAAAAAUUUGGGAAUAUAAUUUUUCUCUUGCCCUCGUUGAAAGAUUCCAAGUAAUUUUUAAUGCUGGAAUGAAAAGCGACAAAAGAUAAAGUGCCUGAACACACAGCGUUUUGUGAAGCGUGUGUAAACGGAAGACAAGAUGAAAGAAAAGCGAUGAGGCAAUUUUUCGAAAGUACGCGCGCUGUUUUUCUUUCUAUCUCGUCUUCGAGCAGAACGACGCGUAAAAUCUCCGAGAGCCUUUCGCCGACAGGACGUAAUAAGAAAAUUUUUGAGCGAUGCGAUACCGCGACUUUUAUAUUUUUCGACCAUUUCUCUACGAUCGAAUGCGUCGGUAGUGUUUUAAUAUAUAGGCGAGGGAACCCGCCGUAGAAAUACAUAGGUGUCGAAUGUAGAGUGCGCCGAAAUAUAGCGCGGAUUAAUGCGCGGUAUGUGAAAAAACGGUAAAAGAAUGUAAGCCGCUGGCGCUGAACAGAAAGACCUAAUUUCACAGGUAAUUACAUUUUAUAGAUGUUAAGGAGGAGAAUACUUAACGGCAUAUUUUUCCCGGUCGGUCAUUAGUUUAAGAGAGCAAAAGCGGACACACACGAACGUCUAGCGGGCACCGUUAGAUUACAGUUUCCGUUUGAAUAAACAAUGCGCGCGUAUCGCUGCAACGUAAACGAUACUUUCGCGUAAUGGGCGCACGACAUUCGCGGAAUUUAUGCGCGUUUCGCUAGGAAAAACGCUUGAAAACGUACCAUUUUACGUAGGACUUUACUCUGUACGAUAGAUGAAUAUGUAAAUAAAUAGCUGUGCAU
Messenger RNA from Vollenhovia emeryi, 3332 nucleotides. RefSeq lists its product as uncharacterized. NCBI's taxonomy places the organism in Eukaryota, Metazoa, Arthropoda, Insecta, Hymenoptera, Formicidae. The record is from RefSeq and is a predicted model, not a curated record. Bases 1208 to 1912 code for a protein of 234 amino acids. The transcript has 5 exons.